AUGCAGACAUGCACGUCUCCAUAUUUGAGACCAAAUUACGAGGUACUACUACUACUCUACUACUACUACUACUACUACUCCUACUACUCCUACUACUACUACUACUCCUACUACUCCUACAGCAGGUACUAUUACGACAGUACUAUCAUACUAUCAUACUAUCAUACUAUCAUACUAUCAUACUAUCAUACUAUCAUACUAUCAUACUACCACUAUCACUAUCAUUGA
Molecule: messenger RNA, 228 nt
Organism: Penicillium diatomitis
Lineage: Eukaryota; Fungi; Ascomycota; Eurotiomycetes; Eurotiales; Aspergillaceae
Exons: 2
Coding region: 1-228 (75 amino acids)
Source: RefSeq, a predicted model, not a curated record